AUGGAGACGGUUGAGAGGUGUCUUACAGAUGCCAAGAUGAGUAAGGAAAUUGUGGAUGAUGUUGUCAUGGUGGGAGCAACCUUAAGCGGUCAGGGAAAUGACAAGGUUCAAGAACUUGUCCUUGUGGAGGUUACCCCGUUAUCUCUAGGUGUUGAAUACAUAGGUGAAGCCAUGGAGGUUGCAGUUCCUAGGAAUACAGCUAUUCCUACAAAAGUAACAAUAUGGAUGACUACUACAAAGGACUAUCAAUUUGAUAUGGAGAUAAAAGCGUUCGAGGGUGAGAGAGCCAGAUCAAUCGCCAACAUUUGUUUAGAUAGUUUCUUGCUCAGCGGCAUUCAACAAGCCCCAAGGGGAGUCCCUGACAUCAGUAUUUGCUUCGAAUUACAAGCCAAUGGCAUUUUGAAUGUCUCUGCUAAGGAUAUGAUAACAUUUGCGGAGGAAAGCAUCAGGAUCACAAGAGGAAACAGCUUAUCAUCAAGAGAUGAAAUUGAGAAGAUGAUAGAGGACGCCAAAAAGUAUGAAGGUGAGGAUGAACAAUACAGGAAGAAGUAUGCAGCAAGGUGUGACUUCGAGGAAUACUUCUGUCAGAGGAGGGAUAACAUAAACAACAACACCGUGUCUUUUGCGGAAAUAGAGAAGGCUAAGGACGCGAUUCUCAAGGCCUUUCAAUGGUUGGAUAACUUGGAUGCUUCGAAGAAGCUUGCUGAAGUUGAUGAAUAUGAAGAGAAAGUAAAGGAACUCACUGAUGCAAAAAAAUCAACAAAAUGGAUAGGGUAG
Molecule: messenger RNA, 777 nt
Organism: Oldenlandia corymbosa var. corymbosa
Lineage: Eukaryota; Viridiplantae; Streptophyta; Magnoliopsida; Gentianales; Rubiaceae
Source: the annotation of a GenBank genome assembly